Molecule: messenger RNA, 3039 nt
Organism: Penicillium cataractarum
Lineage: Eukaryota; Fungi; Ascomycota; Eurotiomycetes; Eurotiales; Aspergillaceae
Product: FUSC family protein
Exons: 6
Coding region: 1-3039 (1012 amino acids)
Source: RefSeq, a predicted model, not a curated record
AUGGCGUCCAGGGGUCUCUCCCUCUUUGGGUCGCGGCAAACCAGGCCGAUAUCGAACCCGCCUCACCAGGAAGACCUCGAUAUGCGCCCGGACACUCGCGAUCAACAAGAGGAACUUGAACCUUUCCUCAUAACCCAGGACACUGUCGAGGAUGAAAGACUUAUGACAAGAAUAUUCCGGCAAAUUUCACGCACAUGGCGCAAGGCGCAAGUGCUCAUCGCUUCGGAGCAGGCUGUCGGCAUCUUCAAGUGCAGCCUUGCAUAUCUACUUGCAUCACUGGCAGUUUUCAUACCAUUUAUUGGCAGCCUUCUGGGUAACCAAUAUGGGAAACAUCUGGUUGCGACUAUUACAGUCUACUUCCACCCGGCAAGGUCACAGGGUAGUAUGUACAAAGCACUGAUAUGCGCUUUCGUCGCAUUUCUUUUCGCGACGUUCCUCUCCUUAUCGAGCAUGUGGGUGACCAUCACUAUUCAGAGAAAGCAUAACUUGAUCGAACUAGGUCAUGCUGUGGUGCUGAUCGUCUUCGUGAUGGGCGGAUUCGGCUUUAUCGGAUGGAUUAAGCAGAGAUUACAAGACCCGCUCGUCAAUGUCGCAUGCUCUCUGGCUUCUUUGGCCUCUAUUCUGGUCAUCACGAAAGAAGGUGCCGUACAGACAGGGGAUCUUUCUUUCACCAAAAUUUCUCAGAUCCUCAGAAUGCUUCUUUUGGGUGUUGGUGUUUCAACGGCCGUGUCCCUAUCAAUAUUGCCUGUCUCUGCCCGGAAGAAGUUCCGAGGAGAUCUUUCUACCUUGACCGGUACGGUGACGGCAAUAUUGAUGAGUACCACAGAGAGCUUUCUGCGCGGUACAGACCGUGAACUCCAAACUGCUGAAUUUACGAAGCUAUCUUCACAUCACGAUAAAGUUUUUGGUCAGUUGAAGAAACUCCUCGGCGAAACUAAGCUCGAGCACUACGUGGCUGGAACGAAGCGAGAACAUUUCCUUGAAAAGCGCUUGGUGGCUCUCAUGCAAGAUAUCACACACGGACUAGGUGGUCUACGCAGUGCAGUAGCUUUGCAGUCUAAGUUACUUGCACCGACUAAGUACACUAGAACAUCACAGUCCUCCGUCAGGCCAGCAGAAUUCUCUAAUCUUGCCAUCCCAAACUACUCAGGGCUCACUGGAGAGCCGGAACCUAUUUCACGGGUAGACGCACAAGAUUUCGGCAAUGGAUCCUCCAGCCUGGUGCCCGAGGUAGGACAGCAGUCCUCUUCAAUUCACUCUCCCGCUGAGAUCUUCGAGAAAUUAACAUCUGGGCUCGAAGUUUCUAUCCUAUCACUUGCUCAUACCCUGCGAGAGACAUUUGCAGAAAUUUCCUUUGGGCCUGCGCCCGAUUAUCGACUUUCAAUCAAUGACGGAGUAACAAAUCGCAUCAAUGAAGCAGUAGAUCUAUACCGAGAAGCUCGACAUGCUGCUUUUUCUUCCCUUCGUCGUGACUGGGAGAUGAUAUCUCCCGCUCAGGUGGACAAGGCCAGCCUUGAGGAAAUCUUCGCGAAUUGCGAGUAUUUCUCCGUCUCGCUCCUUGAGCUUAGCGAGCAGCUGAGAGAGUUGCUAUUAAGCCUAGAGGAGCUGCAGGCUGAGGUUGAUGAAAGGCCUGAUGGAAGGUCAUGGCAGUGGCUGCGUCCUUCGUGGUGGCUGGCUCGUCGAGAACAAGCCAUAGAUCUAAAUGAAGCCCCAUCGUUAAGGCAUGACAGCCCCGCCAUCAACACGCGAAGCCCAUUACGAAUGGCGAAUGUAAGCGACCAGCCUGAAGGGAUGCAUCGAGGGCGGACCCGACACCACAGAGCUAGUGACGAUGUCGUAAGACUGUUCGAUUUCUUGCGAAAGGACGAAAUCAAGUUCGCUCUCAAAGUAGGCAUUGGAGCAGCACUUUAUGCGUUACCUUCCUUCAUAUCGGUGACAAGACCAUUCUAUAUCUCUUGGAGGGGAGAAUGGGGCCUUGUCUCGUACAUGCUGGUCUGCUCUAUGACUAUCGGUGCAUCAAACACCACGGGCUUUGCUCGUUUCCUCGGUACAUGUCUUGGUGGUCUUUGCUCAAUCGCUGCUUGGUACCUUGCUGGAGGUGAUGCUGUCAAGCUCGCAUUGACGGGCUUCGUCAUGGCCAUCGGGCCUUUCUACGUCAUCCUUGUUAAGGGGCAAGGCCCUAUGGGGCGAUUUAUCUUGCUAACCUACAACCUUUCCGUACUCUACGCCUUCUCUCAUUCACAAAUCGAUAUCAAUGACCCGAAUGACGAAGCCGAACACCUCGAUAUCACCUCUAUCGUUCUCCGACGAGUCAUCUCCGUUAUCACAGGCAAUAUCUGGGGAAUCAUCAUUACGCGAGGCAUCUGGCCCAUUCGCGCACGGACAAAACUCAACGAAACUCUGCAGUCGCUGUGGGUUCGACUGGCUCUGGUUUGGGAAUCUGACCCGUUGAAUACGAUAUCCAGGGGUGAUACAGAGCCACCCGUUCUUUACUUGGACUCCCGCGACAAGACUGAGAUAGAGCAUCUCCUCUCUCAACUUGAGCCUAUACAAGCCUCUGCGCGCUCUGAGUUUGAAUUAAGAGAUAAAUUCCCGGAUGCUGCCUAUAGCAAUGUCAUUCGCUGGACGAGAGACAUUGUUGACAAUUUCCAUUCCAUGGACCUGGUCUUGUCCAAUCUCGCUGCACCUUCUGAAGGGCAGAUUUCGCUGUUGCGGCACACAGCCGCUGCUAGACAGAGGAUGUCUGAGUGCAUCGGUAAUUUGCUCAUCAUCAUAGCGUCAACUGUUGAUGCCGGACAUACUUUCAGCGAUAUCCCUACGAAUGUAGAGCGGUCUCGUGAUGAAUUGCUGGCGCAAAUUUCUCGAUAUCGUCAAGACAAGCGAACAUCUCACGGGACGAAUGAUGAGGAUUAUGUGCUACUCUACGCUUAUAUCAUCGUGAGCCGGCAGUUGUCCAACGAGAUUGUUCAAAUCACGACAGAAUUGGGACACAUUUUCCCGGCUUCGGAUCAAGACUUAGUUGGUGCUGUUCGAGUGUAA